Messenger RNA from Anopheles maculipalpis, 828 nucleotides. RefSeq names its product ribosome-recycling factor, mitochondrial (gene mRRF1). The record is from RefSeq and is a predicted model, not a curated record. Gene Ontology annotation, biological process: translation. The transcript has a single exon. Gene Ontology annotation, cellular component: mitochondrion. Gene Ontology annotation, molecular function: ribosomal large subunit binding. NCBI's taxonomy places the organism in Eukaryota, Metazoa, Arthropoda, Insecta, Diptera, Culicidae. The coding region runs from base 1 to 828 and encodes 275 amino acids.
AUGUUACAAAUAACUGCGCUGUUUCGUGCGGUUGGCCUUAAAACACUAGCAACAUAUAGUAGCUACAUCAUCCGUGCCUCUGCAGCGUGUAUUUCAUCACAAAAUCGAUCCAUCUACACAGCACUACAAAGCAGCAAUCGGCGCGAUACACCGGAACCAGCACCACCCGUUCUCGCAACAAAACCAUCCGUUCGACACUAUGCAAAGGGAAAGGAUAAAAAGAAAGACAAAAAGGGUACACCGGCGAAGGUUCAAAUUAACGAAGAGCAGCUAGGCAAUCUGAUCGACCUGGAAGGCCUUCGGACACAGAUGGAAAAAAGUUUGGCCGCGAUGAAGGAUGAUUACGUGAAGAAUCUCUCGCUUCGCUCUACUACCGGCUCGAUCGAAACACUGCGCAUUACGUACGAAGGUAAAGACUAUCAGCUGCAGGAACUUGGGCAGGUGGUACGUAAAAAUCCCAAAACACUCGUCGUCAAUCUGGUCUCGUUCCCACAAACGAUCCCGGUCGUGUUGCAAGCCAUCCAGCGCAGUGGAAUGAACCUGAACCCGCAGCAGGACGGGACAACACUCUUCAUACCGGUGCCGAAAGUGACGCGCGAACAUCGCGAAGGUUUGGCAAAAAAUGCCAAGGUGCUGUUUAUCAAGUGUCGCGAUCGCAUCAAGGACGCACAGAACCAAUCGAUCAAGAAGCUUAAAAAGCAGUCCAACGUUUCCGAGGACGAUGCAUUUCAGGCGCAGACACAAAUUACCGCCAUUGCGGAUGGAUUUGUAAAGGAGGCGGAGAAAAUAAUGGAACUAAAACAGUCCGAGUUGUUGGGAGAUAAAUGA